This is a messenger RNA of Drosophila busckii, 1137 nucleotides long. Its product is annotated as calcyphosin-like protein. Gene Ontology annotation, molecular function: calcium ion binding. The transcript is spliced from 5 exons. The record is from RefSeq and is a predicted model, not a curated record. The coding region runs from base 340 to 987 and encodes 215 amino acids. Lineage: Eukaryota; Metazoa; Arthropoda; Insecta; Diptera; Drosophilidae.
CAACAAAAGCUACAUGAGGCAAGCAAUUGGUGGCGUAGUUGUCGCUGCAACGCCUGAGUGAGUGACUAACUAGCAACGUUUGCUUGCCUGCUUGCCACAUUCGGUUGCCAGUGCUCGGCGUACACGCGACACGUGCAAGUUGCGUGCUAAAGUUGAAUUGUCAGCAGCGACAAAAGUUGAAACAUUUUCAGCCAACAAUAAAAUAAAACACACGCACUGGAGCUGGAGCAGCUGCCAAACGCAACAGAACAACAAAACUUGUGCGAGUGUGUGACAGUGGCAGCAAACAAAACGAGAAACCAAAAAAAAAAACAACAGAUAAACAUAAAAGCUGAAAAGAUGAUGCAUCGCAAUGAUUGUUACUAUACGAAGGAAGCCGAGCUAAAGAACACGGCAAAACGAGAGCUGGCCAAUGGACUCGACAAGGAUCCAAUCUACAAAUUGCGCCUGCAGUGCUUCAGCCGUGGCGCCACCGGCAUUCUGGGUCUGGCCAGAGCAUUUCGCAUUAUGGACGAUGAUGGCAGCAAGUCGCUCAAUAUGGAAGAGUUCAAAAAGGGUAUCAAUGAUUGGGGUCUGGACAUCAGUGACGCCGAUAUUGAUGAUCUGUUUAAAACCUUUGAUGCGGACAACGAUGGCAGCAUAAACAUGACUGAGUUUCUUAUCAAGCUGCGUCCGCCCAUGAACAAUCAUCGUUUGGAUCUAAUUGAUCAAGCUUUUGCCAAAUUGGAUACAAAUGGAGAUGGCGAAAUAAACGCCGACGACUUGAAACACAUUUAUUCAGUGCGCGAUCAUCCGAAGUACUUGAGUGGCGAGCUGACUGAGUCAGAGAUACUGAAAUUGUUCCUAAACAACUUUGAGAACGGCUCCGACAAUCAGGAUGGCAUUGUCACCAAAGAGGAGUUCGUCAACUAUUAUGCCACAGUUAGCGCUUCAAUUGAUAACGAUGCCUUCUUCGAUUUGAUGAUGCGCCGCGCCUAUAAGCUCUAGUGUCAAUUGCCUAAACUUGUUUUUGUAUUGUUAGAGUGGCUCUUACUCCAGCCAGGUUUAUGGCCCGUAAAUCAAUUAACUUCUUUUGAAUACACCUUUGCCAUUGCCUUUUCAACUCAAGCUAAUUAAAUACUUUUAAAUGUGCACCAG